CCCUCGCAUGUACCUCCCACCGCCCAGUGUACAUAAAUGGCAAACAUCGGGGCUGAAGGGGUUACUGGGAGAAGCGCCUGCCUCCACCUGCUGCUGCCGCCUCACUGCGAAGUCCCGAUCGCAAGGACAAGCUGCGUCUGUUCUCCGAAAUCUGGAGGUUGGUGACGCUUUUGCAGCAGCCCCUUCUCACAUCAGCACAGGGAGCGUGACAUUGACACGGGCAGGGAAUCACCGCCGCCCUCAUUCCUACUGGGAGAGACCCGCAGCCCCACCGUCUCCCUCUGUUGCUGGGUGACCAGAGAAAACAUCUGCAGCCGAUCGAGCGUCUUGUUGAGUUGAUGAGCGCGAUUGUCACUGAUCUGCUCCAACGGCAGGUGCGCCCUCAUCCGAGGAAACACCUCUAUUCCAGCCAUUGCGAUUCUGCAAGUUUGCGCCAACUGAUUGCUCGCGGGAGCCCAAUUGUUGAUUCACAAGCGAAAACUGUAGAGCAACAAGCGUAUUUUUGCGAGAUCCCGCUGAGCAAGAAAGAGAGCGCCUCUGGCAAGGAACCUGCGCUCAACACUGACAUUGAAGGAAAAAAGCAGCAGCUUAUGAAGCACGCACUACUGUAGCACUGAUAUAGCGCUGAGAGAAUUAGGAGCUGUUACCUGUCGGGGAUGGGAACAGUCUGAUCUUUACUCACAGCCUCUGCCCUAUCUCUGAGACUGUGAAGCCAAAAGCAACAGGAGCAGCCAGCUAAUAGCAAGGGAAUCAGGUUGCUCAUUACCCUGUCAGGCAGCAGCACCUGAGAAGAAGGACACUUUGUUUUCCUCUUUGCCCUUGAUUGCUUAGUGACUUAUCCAAUUGUCAAAGGCAAUUCCUCCUCCUCGUCUCUGUCACACCCCUUCCCCGCACCGCCCGACUCUCUGCGUCUCUCUCUCUCCCGCUCUCUGUCACCUGUUGGGAGGUCGCCGCCUCCUCCCCCAACACCCGCAGGCAGCGUGUCAGCCAGACUCCCGAGACUGUAGCGGGCGCUCACCCGAGGAAAUCUAUGAUUAGUUCGGUGUGUGUGUCAUCCUAUCGUGGGCGCAAGUCUGGGAACAAACCUCCCUCAAAAACAUGUCUGAAAGAAGAGAUGGCCAAAGGGGAAGACUCUGGCAAGAUAACCAUCAAUGUGGGGGGGACUCGGCAUGAGACCUAUAAGAGCACCUUACGGACCUUGCCCGGCACUCGCCUGGCUUGGCUGGCAGACCCCGACACCGCCAGCAACUCGGAAUUAGAUUGUCAGCAGACGGAAUUCUUCUUUGAUAGACACCCAGGCAUCUUCUCGUAUGUGCUCAAUUACUACCGCACAGGCAAGCUGCACUGUCCGGCAGAUAUAUGUGGGCCCCUGUUUGAGGACGAGCUGGCAUUCUGGGGCAUAGAUGAGACGGACGUGGAGCCCUGUUGCUGGAUGACUUACCGCCAGCACCGGGAGGCCGAGGAGGCUCUAGACAUUUUUGAGAACGUGGAGCUCGAUGAUGGGGACGAGGAGAAUAAAGGUUCGUCCCCAGAGCUGCUCUGCAUGGAGGAGAGGACGGACAGGUCAAGGGGCUGUUGGAAAGUCUGGCAACCCAAGUUCUGGGCUCUGUUCGAAGAUCCCUAUUCAUCCAGGGCUGCUCGGGUGGUAGCUUUUGUGUCACUCUUCUUUAUCCUUGUAUCCAUCACAACAUUCUGCUUGGAGACCCACGAGUCAUUUAUUGUGAACAGAAAUGUUACAGAGAUGGUGACUAAUGGGAACAAAACAGAGAUUUUAGUGGUGGGGGGGAUGGAAACAGAACCAAUCCUUACUUACAUUGAGGGGGUCUGUGUCGUCUGGUUCACGCUGGAGUUUUUUGUCCGAAUUAUUUGCUGUCCAGACAAAGUGCUCUUUGUGAAGAACCUUUUGAACGUAAUAGAUUUUGUAGCCAUCCUCCCAUUUUACCUGGAGUUGGGCCUGAGUGGGUUAUCCUCUAAAGCUGCAAGGGAUGUAUUAGGAUUCUUACGGGUUGUUCGUUUUGUCCGGAUCUUACGUAUUUUUAAGCUGACCAGGCAUUUUGUUGGUCUGCGGGUUCUGGGACAUACACUCAGGGCUAGCACAAAUGAAUUUCUCCUUCUCAUUAUCUUUUUGGCACUGGGAGUGCUCAUAUUUGCCACCAUGAUUUAUUAUGCAGAACGAAUUGGUGCAAAUCCCACAGACCCAACUGGAAGUAAUCAUACCCAUUUCAAGAAUAUCCCUAUAGGCUUUUGGUGGGCAGUCGUGACCAUGACCACAUUGGGAUAUGGAGAUAUGUAUCCACAAACCUGGUCUGGUAUGCUGGUGGGUGCCUUGUGCGCCUUGGCUGGUGUGCUCACCAUUGCCAUGCCAGUACCUGUUAUUGUAAAUAAUUUUGGAAUGUAUUAUUCCCUGGCUAUGGCUAAACAAAAACUUCCAAAGAAGAAAAAAAAGCAUGUCCCGAAGACUACCCAGAUGGACUCUCAAACAACACUAAAAUCUGAGGACAACUCUCAUCGAAACAGCACCCAGAGUGAUACCUGCCCAUUGGCUGCCGAGGAGUUAACAGAGAAAAAGAGGUCAGAUUCCAAGCAGAAUGGAGAUGCCAAUGCUGUAAUGUCAGACGAGGAUCAUGAAGAUCCCCUGCAGUUCAUGCCAUUAGAUGAGAAACGGAUCAUGAGACGUGCCAGUGCCAAAGACAGAAACAAGACUGGGGCCUCAUGCUUUUUGCUGAGCUCUGGAGAUUUUACUUGUGCUGCAGAUGGUGGAAUUCGAAAAGGUAUGAGAGAUAUUGACAUAGAGAUGGACUCACAGAUUCUCUUGGGACCUUCAUAAAAUAAAUAAAUAUGCCAGAGUGUGUGUAAUGUGUUUCAACUAAUUUCCUAGUCUUCCUAUAGAAAACAACUUUGCAUUGUUGAAAUGUAAGCAGUUUGUCUCUGUCACUUGUGUGAGUGGUGAAUGUGGUUCUACCUCUGUAAAGUUACAAAUAUAAAUAAACGAUAUGUGAAAAAGGUUUGUCUAAUCAAUUAUCCAGAAGUGUCACUGUCUAUUUUUGGUUAUGGGGUAAAAAUGUAAAUGUAAAUAAAAGCUAAUGACAAAAAAACAAGAAAGUUUUAGAAUUUUG
Molecule: messenger RNA, 3116 nt
Organism: Xenopus laevis (African clawed frog)
Lineage: Eukaryota; Metazoa; Chordata; Amphibia; Anura; Pipidae
Gene: kcnc4.S
Product: potassium voltage-gated channel subfamily C member 4
Exons: 3
Coding region: 1031-2827 (598 amino acids)
Source: RefSeq, a predicted model, not a curated record